GAGAAUACCUGCGCAUUCUUUUCGCUCCGCCCGUUGUUACUGAACAGCCAUCGGGACUUCAGAAUCGAGAAUCACUCCAUCACCAAUCACUGGACAAUCAAUUACCAAUCAUCAGUCAAUCACCACCAGCACCAAUAUCCCAUGCCCAUCAUCUACGACCAAGAACCUCGCUUUCCCGCUUUUGCUUCCUCCAUUUCGGUUCCAAUUGUGCACCUCCCACCCGUCUGCUUUGUGUAAGUCAAACCAUUCGAGUACUGGGAGGAGUGCAUACAUAGCAGACAUCGACAAUCCAACAAAUCGCAGAAGAAUAAAGAGUGUGAGAGUGUAAGACGAUCCGAAAAAAGAAAUCGAAAUCCACUUUGUCACCAAGGUCCCACAGAAAGAGACGGCAACACUGGGAUUAGGAGGAUUCAGAUCAGAAAAAAGUCUAAGACAUUUCGAAAUACCGAGAAUUUGGCAACAAACAGGAAGAGAGAGAGAAAAAGCGUGAGAGGCCAGAACCAAAAAAAGCGACAAGGACCUAUUGAUUCACACAUCUAUUGAUCUCGUUCUAAUAAUAUGGCUUUAAUUGUAAGAUAAAUUAUUCAUUCACACCCUCACACCCUCACACUCUCACACCCUCAAAUUUUCAUCUUCUACAAUUGUUUUAUGGUCGCAGUCGCAUUCGCAUCCGCAUCAUCUUCACACCCCUUCGCGCCUCUAUUCUUUCUCAAUGCUGCGCCCGUGUUUGCGUUUUGGACGGACGGGCGCACGAUACAGUUGUUUCCGUGGACGACAUGCGACUGGUUCGCAAUAAUAAUGAGGGUGUUUGGGGGGUUUCGAUCAGGCAAUCAUGGAACCUUGUAACUGACCUUGUGUUCUCUACCAUAGUUAUGUCUCGCGCAUUAUUGCGACACUCAUGGUCCAACCCCAGUCAUGGUAACAGAAGCACUUCCAGUAGGUUGUACUUCGUGUCCAGAAAAAGAAGAACCCAUUCCUCGGAGGCCUAGUACGAGUAAAUCGUUCAAAUCCUCGGAUCCUUCUUCAAACAUAAACGCGCAUACUUCACAUAGAACGAACUCAAUUGUUUCCGAGCCAGACGUUGCGGCGAGCCGGCCAGCUCUUCAUGUAAACUCAAGUCCCUCGAAUGCGCCGAACACAGCGGGUUCUGCGGGUGAAACGCCCCCCCAAAGUCCUAGAGCACCUGCUUUGCAAAACACACAAAACACGACAAACCAAUUGCGACGCGAUUCGAGCUUUCGCAAAACAUAUCCAAGUGAGAAGCCAGGUCCAUGCGAAAAUUGCGCUCUUACUUUACCCAAGAAGACCAAGGAGGAGAUACCCACAAGUCCUAAACCUUCGGGGACUGGCAAACUCGAUAAUGGUCCGAUCUUGCGAACAAGGAAGCCUUAUGAGCGCAUUGCAGGUCAGAGUACCCCUCCCAAGUCUGCAUCCUCAGAUUCGGACGAUUCGGAAUGCGCAAUUCAGAAAGAAGAACGGGGAGAGCAACACCAGGCGCGGAGACUCUCGGUCAAAAGAUCCGACACAUCUUCCACCUAUACCACCAGAGAAUUCCUUUCGCAUAACCAUUUUGUUGACUAUACGUCAACGCAUGAACCUCUACAACCCACUUCUUUCUCCAUUAUUCGGCAAUCUUGUCUUCGUACUCUUUCUUGUGAAACCCUCCCACCGUCAUCAAAUCCCACGCCUAAUUCCACACCCUCCUCUCCUUUUAUCUCCAGUUUCUCCUCCCACCUCACAUCUUCCACAACUACCUCAUCAGCUGGUCCAAUUUUCUUUGGCGACCCAAUGGCUGGCUACACAACCGCAUACAUAUUCCGCAUUCCUGACCCCUCUGCUCGUGGUCGUCGUCGAGUCUAUGCUUUAAUCGCCCUCUCCACCCAAAAAGAGCGGAUGGCCAUGCGCACCUUUUCUUUCCUCGACGCUGCCUUCCGCGAACUCGCAGAUUGGAUCGCACGUCUCGCUGAUGAAGAACUCGCACGUUCUGAAUCAGCACUCCAAUCUCCUAGAGCUGGCGAUGAGAAAAACGGCAAUGGAAUCAGCGGCGGCCCGUUUGGAGGUGGUGGUACGACAACCACACCUACUUCAUCUUUCUUAAGAGGUGGCAAUAGAGGACCGGAUAGCAGAAUGGCUGGUGCGAGUUUGAAAGGAAGAGGUUUAGCUGAGUUGGUGGGACUGCCUGAUUUUUUUAUCGAGUUGCAUAGCAGGUUUGUGAGAUUGUUGGCGGAGAUUGAAAGACCGAGAUAAAACCUUGCCUGAUUCGUGAACCUUCGAUCUUAAGUCCCACACUCGAAAGUACCGAGGCGAGUGGAAAACAAGUAUUGCCUCCUAACUUUGGCACUUGCAAAGGAAAAGGUGUGGCGUUAUGACUUAUGGCGAAGCAUAGAUAUUGGCGUUUGUGAUUCUUGGUUCGUAUUAUUGCUAUAUUAUUGUGUGAGGUUCAUCUAGUGCAGAUCGGACCACAAGAUUGUUUGGAGUCUUGAGUCUUUUCCUUUACCUUUUCUUCUUGGGUUGUUUUAAUCCUUAUUUUCAUGUGGUGGGGUAAUGAGUCGAUAUGUUGAGGAUGUGUAUUUUAUGAGAUGAUCGAUCUGGCAAAUUAUCAGCGUUUUUACAAUCAUCUCACUGAGGAAUGUCGGAAAUAUGUGGAAGAUCUAUGGGUAUGGGCGUAGCUGAUGAGCUGGAGAUUAGAACAGGAGAUUGUAGGAUGUACGGGUGUAUGAGAAAUGAGUAGUAAGAUGGUAAUUUUUGUCGUUAUAUGUAUUUGAGAUUGAUUUUGAUCUUCAAAGGCGCACUUUCAGGCAAGCGAAACAUAUUGAUACCAUGUGUCGUGGUGGGUUGCGAAAUUGUUGAAGCUGUAUAAAUUUGUUGCAUUGGUAUAUAUUUAUGGAAGUAAUAGAAAGUUGUGCGACUUCUAGCGAGCGCGACUUUUCCGGGGAACAUGGAAUAUGAGGAAAUCGAAGAGACUGAUGGAGAAGAAAUGGGGUCUGAAGCGAGGUUUACUUAUGUUGUUUAGUAGGUAGUAAUUAGUUGGUAAUGCGUGAAGUAUAAUAUUUAGAGCAAAUAGAAUUUUGCUACCGCUCUUUCUUUUGUUAUAUUGAAGAGAUUUUUGGAGAAACAAAAUUUACA
This is a messenger RNA of Botrytis cinerea B05.10, 3126 nucleotides long. RefSeq lists its product as hypothetical. Gene Ontology annotation, biological process: positive regulation of GTPase activity; positive regulation of TORC1 signaling. The transcript has a single exon. Gene Ontology annotation, molecular function: GTPase activator activity. The record is from RefSeq and is a predicted model, not a curated record. Bases 916 to 2247 code for a protein of 443 amino acids. Lineage: Eukaryota; Fungi; Ascomycota; Leotiomycetes; Helotiales; Sclerotiniaceae. Gene Ontology annotation, cellular component: cytosol.